UCCCGCCUCCUUGUAAACCGCCAUUUUGAAAUUAUGAGCAGUGAAAACAAGUAAAGAUUUUUAAUACUGCCUGAAUUUAGUGUUUAUUUUGUUUAAUCUCAGCCUACGAGGAUAGCAGUACACACUAUUUGAAUAUAUAUGUAUAUAUCGUUUCGAAAAUUGUGUUUCACUGAUUGCAGUCAUGUCUGGUGAUGGAGAUACAAGUUUGAACACGGAUACAGAAGAGAAAAAUAAUGAAGAGGCAACUAAAAAGCCUGCCAGCCUGCCAGCCACAGAGAAGGAAAUAGAAAGGGAAGAAGCAUCAGAGGGAGAAGAUGAGGAGGAGGAGGAUGAUGGCAAAGAAAAAAGCCUCAUAGUUGAAGGCAAGAGAGUAAAGAAGACAGUGAAGAGGUUAGACUUCCAAAUGGUUCAGCCUACCAAGGAACCGCUUUCCUUUGUACCAGGAAAAGGUGAAAUACUGGGUAAUAUAGAGAGAAUACAGCUCGUCGUGGGAAAGAUGAAAGCAGCAAACCUUAAACCUUUACAUAAGCUACUCUAUAACCGACCAGGCACGAUUUCAUCUUUAAAGAAAAAUAUCCGCCGUUUCAGUGGGUUUACAUUUGAAGAGGAAAGUGACCAGUACAAGAAAAAGCGUGAGAUUCUGAAAAGGUAUACAAAUGCUGUAUUAAAGACCAUCUGUGGUACCCUGGACCUUGAGAAGUCUGGAAAAAAUGAUGAUCUUAUAUCAAGAAUAAUGACUUUCCUAAUGAAGCCAAAAUCUUCAGGCAAGCCAUUGCCCAGAUCUAAAAGGAAGUCCCAGAAAGCUGAGAAGAGAAAGCGCAAGAACACUGGUUCGGCAAAGAAAGCAAAAUCAAAGGGCACCACGUCGGCAGAGAUCCUGACGGAGUCAAGCAGCGAAGAGGAGGAAAAGGACAGCAAGCAGUCUUCAGGAGUAGAUGAUCAGCUUAGUGAAAAUACGGACGAGACAUCACCACAGCCUAAAAGGAAACCUCAGAAAGGUGGGAAGAAGGAAUGUAGCAGUGCUGGGUCGGCCAAAAAGAAGUCCAAGCCAAAAGCCAGCAUGUCUGCCUUAGUCCUGGAGUCGAGCAGUGAAGAAGAGGAAGGCAAAGAUCUCUCAUCAGAGGAGGAUGAGCCUCCCAAAAAGGUAGUAAAAACAGAAAUAUCUGUAGCCAAAGGAAAAACACAGAGCACCAAGCUAGCGAAUGUGAAGAAGGCAGAUAGCAGUCAGGACAGUACAAAGAGAGAACAGAGCACUGCAAAACAAGAAAAUGAUUCAGAUGAUGAACCGUUGAUAAAAAUGUUGAAGAAGCCACCAACUGAUAACAACUUGAGAGACACACUAAAAAAGCUGCUAGAAAAUGCAAACCUGGAGGAAGUCACAAUGAAACAGAUAUGCAAGAAAGUAUAUGAAAACUACCCUGAUCAUGACCUGACUGACAGGAAAGACUACAUUAAAAAGACAGUGAAAGAGUUGAUCUCCUGAUGAAACGUUGGUAAAGAUUUGGAGUAAACUGGGAAAAUAAUUUCUGCAGGACUUUGGUGGUUCCAAAGGAUCAAGUUUGAGUAAUUUUAAUACCAGCAAUGAUUGUAUUUACUUUGUUACUCCAGAAUUUUAAACUAUUUUGAAUAGGAUGAGCUGUUGUCAUUCCUGUGUCAAGUUUUAAUGUAAAUUGCUUCCAAAUUAGCUUUUUUUGUGGUUUGCCUUUUCUAUCUGCUUAUUGUGUUUUUAUAUUUGUAGGUUGCAAACUCCUUUCAUUAUUACCAAGCAUUAUUUUUUUGUAAUCUUGUUUUUACAUAGUAGUUUGGAUGUGAAUAAAAUUGUUUGUUUUA
This is a messenger RNA of Acipenser ruthenus (sterlet), 1830 nucleotides long. RefSeq names its product protein DEK-like. Lineage: Eukaryota; Metazoa; Chordata; Actinopteri; Acipenseriformes; Acipenseridae. Gene Ontology annotation, biological process: regulation of double-strand break repair; chromatin organization. The coding region runs from base 182 to 1483 and encodes 433 amino acids. Gene Ontology annotation, cellular component: nucleus. The transcript has 12 exons. The record is from RefSeq and is a predicted model, not a curated record. Gene Ontology annotation, molecular function: histone binding; DNA binding.